AUGAGCGACGUCCAUCGGAUGCGAUACGCGCAGAGCGAGGGGAUGAAUGAUUCGGAGGCACAGCGUCGCGCGGCGAUGUUUGUGUCGGUGCGACCGCUGGCGUACGCGAACGAGAUGUUCGACGCGAAACCAAUGACGGAGAGUAAACUCAUGCCUUGGGCGAGGCCGACGUAUCAGGCGCUGGCGGAUGCGCAGGCGGAGGCGCACGCGCACGUGUCACGACGAAACGAGCGACACGGUAGCGUAGAAAGUGACCACACAACGCACGACGGCGGCGGGCCGCGAGGCGAAGGCGUUCGAAAGUCGGUCGAUGAGGAGGAGGAGGACGAUUCGCCGAGACCCGAAGCCGGUGUGACGUGUGCGUGCUGUCGAACGCAAAAGACACCGCUGUGGAGAAACGGCCCGACGGGUUCGAAGACUUUGUGUAACGCGUGCGGCGUUCGUUUCAAGGCGGGCCGCGUCGUCGCCGACGACAAUGGCAACGUCUUCCCGCUGGCCCCGCAAGGGCGCAAGCGUGCCGUUCAGAUCACGCCGCACCGUGGCGGCGAAAACUACGUCGGACCCCCCUUCAAGCGCGCCAAGCCGAAGCACUCCUCGUCCACUUACACGCACCACCUGGAGGAUGGAAGACUGUACGAGCUUAAGCGCCGACCGCGCGCGCGAUCGCGCACGUCGCCCGCGCGCGCAUCACGAUUUGUAAAUCGUCGUCGACGGAUUAUGACGCGCACGCCAUCGUCGCCGAAUGCGAUCGCGCGCGACGCCGAACGUCGGACGCCGACGCGCGCGCUCGACGGGGGUAUUUUUCAUCCAUCCGAUCGCGCGCGCGCGGGCGACGCGGCGGUCGCGCGGGCGUCGAAAGGCGGCGCGGUCGCGUGA
Messenger RNA from Ostreococcus tauri, 876 nucleotides. Its product is annotated as Zinc finger, GATA-type. The transcript is spliced from 3 exons. NCBI's taxonomy places the organism in Eukaryota, Viridiplantae, Chlorophyta, Mamiellophyceae, Mamiellales, Bathycoccaceae. Gene Ontology annotation, biological process: regulation of DNA-templated transcription. Bases 1 to 876 code for a protein of 291 amino acids. Gene Ontology annotation, molecular function: sequence-specific DNA binding; zinc ion binding. The record is from RefSeq and is a predicted model, not a curated record.